Solenopsis invicta (red fire ant) is the source of this 2300-nucleotide messenger RNA. RefSeq names its product D-beta-hydroxybutyrate dehydrogenase, mitochondrial (gene sro). Gene Ontology annotation, molecular function: oxidoreductase activity. The record is from RefSeq and is a predicted model, not a curated record. The transcript has 6 exons. NCBI's taxonomy places the organism in Eukaryota, Metazoa, Arthropoda, Insecta, Hymenoptera, Formicidae. Bases 895 to 2025 code for a protein of 376 amino acids.
UUAUAAUUAUGAAUUAUUUUUUAUAUAAUCAAAUCUAUAUUUACUGUAAUGUAUAGUAGUCUUUUUUUUUUUUAUAUUACUAGGCAAUGUCUUCAUGUAUGUACAAGAAUAUUUUCUUUCAUAGCUAGAACUUUGUAAGAAAGCAGCAAAGUUUGAUAUCUUUCCAAAUUACAAGUGUAAAAAAAAAGACCGUACGAUUCGAUACGCUCUUUCCUGAUGCGGGAUAUUGAAAUUCAAAUGAAGUCUGUCCAAUCCCUAUAAACCAUUAACUCAUGAAAUAUUAAAAUGCUUACAAAACAACUGCACAUACACGUUAGGCGAUAUAGCUUGUCCAUGUCUUUUUGUUUUUAUGGACAUUUUAUUUAAAAUAGCAUGAUUCUUUCUUAAAACAGAUUUCUUCAAGUUAUAUUUUUUUGUUGUAGCAGAUAAAAUAAGAGAUUUUAAAUACAUUUUAUAUAUAUAUAUAUAUAUAUAUAUAUAUAUAUAUUUGUUAAUGCUUACUUAAUAACGGAAUAUAACAAUUCUUGUAGUCACACAAUACUAAUUUACUAAAUUAGCUAAAUUCAAUUUUUGAUAAUUUAAUCAGAAGCUACAUCGAUAUUCAAGUAAAUCGAAGUUUAGUAUUAAUUCUGAUAUUAAACGAUUCAAAUGGAAGAAUUUGAAAAAUUACGUUUUACUCUAAAUAUUCCAUGUAAAUUACAUAUUCCGUAUCGAAAAGCAACGAGCAUGACGUGACGACGCCACGCGGAGUCGGAUGGAUCAGGUCACAUUUCUUCUUAGCGGUCUAGACAGGCCGGUCAGGCAAGCCGGAACGAUCGUGCAGAAUCAUUCUUUUCAUUCCACUGGACGCGUCGAGCGUCCGUAGUAGAUGAGGUGAGUGUCUGGUUCAGCUGCAUGAAGAUGAACUCGGUGGAAAAAGUGUAUGGCAACGAGUGGGCAGCGUGGUGGAGAAAACAUUCAAUGGCCUUACAAGUUGGAAUGACAAUUUCGUGCAACAUCGCGUAUUUUGCGGACGCCGGAUACACGCGUAAGGCCGUGACGCUUUCGAUGAUUUUGCUAGGUGGUGCUACUUUGUAUUGUUUCUUCAAUCGUCAGCGAAAAAUAAAUACGCGGGAUCUUAUCGUUAUAUCCGGUUGUAAUUCUGGUUUGGGCUAUAGUUUAGCGAUGCACUGUCGUGCUAAAGGUGCGACAGUUUUGGCCGGAGUGCGUGAAAUUAUGACAGUGCCUAAUUCUAAUGCUGCUGUUGAAGCAUUGGAGAACAAAGGCGUCAUCGUUCACCAUCUCGAUAUCACUAAUGAAUUAUCCACUCGUAACUUUCGAGAUAAAGUCAAGAGUCUGUUGGAGGAACGACAGUUAGUAUUGCGCGCAUUGGUGAAUAACGCCGGGGUGAUGACUUUCGGCGAAUUCGAGUGGCAAACGCAGAGUCUCAUUGAGAAUCAGAUAAACGUAAAUCUAUUGGGAACGAUGAGAAUCACGCAGGAGUUAAUGCCGAUUUUACGAGAGAAUCGCAGCAGAAUUAUCGUGGUAUCCAGUCAUUGUGCCGACGAGCCUUUGCCAGGUAUAAGCGUCUACGGGGCUACGAAGGCCGCCCUCGACGCCUGGGCUACCUCUCUUCGGGUGGAGAUCGGCAAAUAUGGAAUUGAAGUGGUCUCUUUUAUACCUGGUGGCUUUGUAUCACAAAGCAAUAUUAUGAAACGGCAACGGCUACAUUUUGAAGAGAUGUCGCGAAAUAUGUCGAAAGAAGCAAAACAAUUUUAUGGCAACUAUUUCAAUCGAUACGCGGAGUAUUUUUCUCUGGUGUCACCCACAGAAAAUCUAAACAAUUUAAAGGUUCUGUCAGAUCCAAGGAUCUACGAAAUCUUCGACAAUGCUCUUCUCAACGUUUAUCCUUCAGCAGUUUAUAGAUGUGAAUCAUGGCGAUAUUUUCUUUAUCGCAUUUUAUUCAAGAGCACUCCGAUGUGGAUACGUGACCGAUUGGUACAACGCUUCGUCGUGGUGCCGCCAUGGCAGACCAAUGAAAAAUGAAUCAUCAUUAUUAUCUUAUUAAUUAGAAUUUUCCUUCUUUACCACGUACUUAUAUACAUACAUACAUACAUACAUACAUAUAUAUAUAUAUAUAUAUAUUUUUUUUUUUAUUGAAGAGAAAGCUAUUCCAAUUCAUUUAAAAAACUGAUUAUAAUAUGAAUAUGAAUUUCUAAAUGGAAUAAUUAUUACAUGUCCUUCUCUUUUUCCUUUUUUCGUAAUCUUUGUCGGAAAUAUUUUCUCGAACGAAUAAUCUACGAGAUUGACGCGAGUGAAUU